AUGGACGUCUCAACACCAAUCAGACCAAACGACAUCUUCUCGGCGAAAGGGCUAGUAGUAGUCAUCACAGGCGGCGGCAGUGGUCUCGGUCUCGCCAUAGCAUCAGCACUCUACCAAAAUGGCGCUGAGCGAAUCUACCUCCUCGGCCGCCGCCGCGAAGUCCUCGAGCAAGCCGUCAACGACCUCCAAGCCAACGUCCCGCGCGACUCAAACACCGCCGGCACCCUCCACGCCCUCCCCUGCGAUGUCACCGAUCUCACCUCCGUAAAAGCCGCCGCCGACACGAUACAAAAAGACAUCGGGCACGUCGACGUCCUAAUCAACAACGCCGGCGUCAUCGGCCCCAAAAACGGCGCCGACAUCUACAAAGCCGAGUCCAUCCAGCAACUCGCCGAAACCAUGGUCGCUGGAUAUGAUGGCUGGCAAGACGCCAUGGCAAUAAACACCCAAUCCGUCAUCGGCGUCUCCGCCACCUUCCUCCCCCUCCUCGAAGCCGCAAACACACGUCGAGGCUGGACCCCCGGAAAAGUAACAGGCACAGGAAACGCGCGCGCCCGCUCCACCGACCUCUUAUCAAACAACAAUAUCGACACCGACGACGACCGCAUGGCGCACAUCAUAACCAUCGCCUCCGUCGCCAGCUACAUGCGCUGGGUCUCCGCCGGCCUCGCCUACAACGCCAGCAAAGCGGCCGCCGCGCACCUGGGCAAGAUGAUGGCGACGUUUUUGUCUGAAUGGGGUAUUCGGAGCAAUAUUGUGUGUCCGGGGCCUUAUCCGAGUGAUAUGACGGCUGGCCUCAAUCCGGUGUAUGGGACGAAUCAGAUACCGCAGGGGAGGAUGGGCGGGAUUAAGGAUAUCUCGGGGUUGUUACUGUUCCUUGUGGGUAAGGGCGGGGCGUAUGUUAAUGGGACGACGCAGUUGACGGAUGGGGGGAGGGUGGGGGUUUUUCCGGCGGUUUAUUAG
Molecule: messenger RNA, 963 nt
Organism: Alternaria novae-zelandiae
Lineage: Eukaryota; Fungi; Ascomycota; Dothideomycetes; Pleosporales; Pleosporaceae
Exons: 2
Coding region: 1-963 (320 amino acids)
Molecular function (GO): oxidoreductase activity
Source: RefSeq, a predicted model, not a curated record